UUGUGCAUCCAUAAAUGCUAACUAGUGAUCAGUGAUGUCAGUGAUGUAUAAGUAAUGGAUUGUGGACAAGCAACCACAAAGAAAAAGAAAACGUAUUCAACGUCUCAACGUUAACUAAUACCUAGCAAAGAUAUGUGGACAUGGGAAACGAAAUGUGCGCUAGAUUUUCGUGACAAGCUGUAAAUUUUGUAAGAAGUAUAAUCGAAUUUGGUUAUGGUAUUUAGAAUGACUGUAUUAAUUAACAUGAUUAUUUACAUGUUCUUGCGAAGUUGGUGGAAGUCUUGAGAGCAAUGGCUGGAGCAGGUGGCAGUGCUGACAAAACGUCUCCUGAUUAUGAACGUCAGUACCAGGAAGAUCUGGAAAGGGCCCAAGCACUUAGUCUGGAAAGUUUGGCUCUGGAGAAAUUUCGUCUCCAAAAACAGCUGCAGGAGCAGUUCCAGUUCAUAUCAAGUUCCUGCAAUGUAGCUUCUUCUAGUGCAGUUCAGCAGAAGCGAGCAGGAAGUGAUGGAGUAGAAAAACUGUCAUCCCUGAAGGCCAGGCCUCGUCCGGGAUCAUUUAAUACAGGAGGACCGCGAGCCUCGAGAAUCUUAGCACCACCUCCCUCAGUACAGCGCCGAAACAGUGCCGCUGCUGAUCUUAUUACAUUUGGCAGUCCAGAAAGUUCACCAACCAGCCGAAGCCCUCCAUGUCCGGGAUUAGGUGAAUUGUAUACGACUAGCAGCUGUAUAACAGCUACCCUUAAUACUGAAACAUCUUCCAGCCCAUUCUCAUCUCAGACGCAGUUUGCAGUAUCUGUGCCUCAGUUCGUGGAAGAAAUUCAUGAACGUACAACUGCAAGAUCCUCCUCCUUGACACAUCAUUUUGUGAAACCCUCACUUGUUCCUGUCAAUGUUGUGAAGGAUUCUACAACCCUAGUUUACAGUCCUGUUUUUUCUGGCAGACCAGCACUGCAAUCUGCAGAGCAGGUUGCAAAUCACACAGAUGCCAGGCCAGAUUUAGAUGUCCUAAAAGUUGUAGGGAAACGUAAUAAUAAUAAUUUGAUAGACCUCACUCCCUUCGACAGUCUUGGAACAGAGGGAACACAGGCUUCAGCACGGGGCAGCGUGUUAGAAGUUUUUGAUCCUCUGCUUUCUAGUUGUCAGCAAGAAAACGAGGCAACAGAAGAGAUGGGACAACCAGCAGCAGAGCAGAACAGAGCGGAGUUCCCACACACUGAUCCAUGCACAAAUGUGGGCUUGGUGGUGAGUCCAACAAUAGAUAGUUCAUGUGGAGAAGGAACAAGUAUUAAGUUGAUUGUACAUUCCAAGAAUGAAGAGAGUCCAGUUAUGUUUACCUGUGAUGUGAGUUCAACUGUGGAACAUGUAAUCCUACAUGUAGUAUGUGAGCUGGAAGGGGAUUUCCGUGGAAACGUCAAUGAAUAUGUACUGAAAGUAUGGGGUCUUGCCGAGUACUUCACCUCUCACACAUUUCUGUCUGAUUAUGAGUACAUUCAUCAGUGUAUAAAACUGGAACAAGAUGUGGAACUUUCUAUAUUACAAGUUGAUCAACUUACAAGGCCAUUGGCUAGAACUGCUCAAGAUGACAAAAGAGAUGGGGCAUUAUCACUGGAGGAUUUGCUUCCUAACGAACCAGUUCAUCCCAUAUCCUAUGAUUCACUUAUUAUACUGUUGGAGACCUUGGAGCGAGAAAUGGAAAAGGUGCAGACGGCAGCCAGCCAGAUGUGUGGUCAGCAUGUUCCAGGUCUGAUGCCCCAACUCCAGGCCAAAGGUGUGGUCCAAGCUGUGAAGGCAAUCUGUGCUCUCAUGGGCAAUGUGGAAACUCAGGACAUCACAGAAUCUGUGGAAAGUUUUGAGUCCGUUUGUCUGCAGUUUAUACCAGCUCCACCAACAGAUGGCUUGAGACCUGAGAUUGUGAAUGAAGAUGGGGAUUAUUCUGUAGUCCGUGUACGUCGGCCACUUGCAGAUGUAAUUGCCACCAACUGUGAUUUGAUUCGUGAUGCUGUGCAUGGUCUCAUUGAGACUUACUGCCAUGCCUUUAGAGUCGAUUUUCAACUCAACUCCAGAGCAGAACUACCAACAAGUACUAAACAGAGCAGCAGUAUUCUGGAUAGUGUACUGAUCCAUGUUGGUGGCUUACAUCGUCUUCUGUCAGGAUGGAACCAGGAUGAAUUUCAGUUGGUAGCGCAAAUCUAUCAUGGUACUCGGCCUGUUGGACUUCCUGUUCUCUCUCGAUCAGCAUCUCGCUCCAAGGGAUUUUAUGAUCGUGUGCUGUUUGACUCAUGGAUGAGUAUUGAGAGCACAAGUGUGUGUAUGUUGCCACGAGAAGCACGUCUUGUAUUGGUUUUGUAUGGUCGAACAAUGCAACCUCCAGAAAACAGUGGGGAGGAACCACGUAUAAAUGAGGUGGAACUAGGAUGGUUUGCCAUGCAGUGCUUCAACUUUGAAGGUGUGAUGGCACAAGGCAGUUUCCUUCUCCCAUUGUGGCCUGCAGUUGCUGACAAGAGACUGGGGCCAGCCCCAUCCCCAGGGAUACGUCCCCAUGGUGAUAUUGAUCCUGUGCUCUGGGUUGAGUUGCCAGAUUUGGGUGGACGUGUGGUUUUUCCAUCACAAGUCAACGGAAGUGAGAAGAUGAAAUCUCAAACAUACUCAGGCGCUCCCCAUGAAUGGUCAAGCCUUGAUCCAAAUACACAACAGCAACUUUUGAACAUCAUAGAGCAGGACACUUUCACAAUGCCAGCAGUGGAGGACCGGGAAGUCUUGUGGGAGAAGCGACACUACUUGUUCCACAUGCCACAAGCACUGCCAAAGGUUUUGUUGGCUGCUCAUAGCUGGGAUUGGGCUUGUCUUGGAGAUCUUCAUGCAAUGCUUCAUAUGUGGAGCCCUAUGGAACCUGUCAGUGCCAUGCAGUUGCUUUUACCGUGUUUCCCGGAUCUUGAUGUUCGUCAUAUGGCUGUGAAGUGGUUGCGGUCACUAGGGAGCGAUGAAUUGGUGGAUUAUCUGCCACAGUUGGUACAAGCUUUAAAACAUGAGACAUGGGAGGCUUCACCAUUGGCUUAUUUUUUACUGGAGCGAGCACUUACGUCACCACGUGUUGCUCACCAUCUGUACUGGCUCCUGGCUCAAGCACUUCCGGGGGAGUUCCCACAGCAGAAUUCAUCAGAGUCUGCUCCAGAGGAUGAUGUUGGCAUAGGAGAAUCCCGUUAUCACCGUCGGCUACAGCUGAUGCUCCGAGCUUUGUUUGCAAUAUCUGGAGAAGCACUCAGAGGAAGGUUCUUAGCCCAGCAGUUGCUUGUGAAGAAUAUGUAUGAAAUAGCAGGCAAUGUGAAAGCAAGUAAAGAAUCUCUUCGACUGAAGGUUCUGACACGUGACUUGGAACAAUUGCAUCAUUCAUUAGAGGAAGCACCCACAUGUCUGCCAUUGAGUCCAGGCCUUGAAGUACGAGGCGUGCAAGUGCGUACCUGUUCGUACUUCCCUUCGUACACAUUGCCACUGAAAAUCAACUUCCUCAGCACUGAAACUGGCAUCAUACCAGCCAUUUUUAAGGUUGGAGAGGACUUACAGCAGGACAUGCUCACUAUUCAGAUGGUUCGUAUCAUGGAUAAGCUUUGGCUUAAGGAAGGGAUCGACCUCAAGAUGGUGACUUUCUCAUGUGUACCUACAGGUCACAAACGAGGGAUGAUAGAGAUGGUGACAGAUGCAGAAACACUGAGGAAAAUCCAAGUAGAACUUGGUCUGACAGGUUCAUUCAAGGACAGGUCAAUAGCUGAGUGGCUUGCAAAGCAUAACCCUUCUGCUCUAGAAUAUGAAAGGGCUGUAGAGAAUUUCACAGCUUCUUGCGCAGGAUAUAGUGUUGCCACAUAUAUUUUAGGGAUCUGUGACAGGCACAAUGAUAACAUCAUGCUCAAAACAUCUGGUCAUCUAUUUCAUAUUGAUUUUGGAAAAUUCUUGGGAGAUGCACAGAUGUUUGGAAAUUUUAAAAGGGAUCGGACACCAUUUGUUUUGACGUCAGAUAUGGCAUAUGUAAUCAACGGUGGUGACAAACCGUCAGCCAAGUUCCAUCAUUUUGUGGAUCUGUGUUGCACGGCGUUUAAUGUAGUACGUCGUCAUGGCAGCCUGCUCCUUAAUCUGUUUGGUCUGAUGGGAUCUUCAGGUAUUCCAGGUGUAACACAUGAUACAGUCCGCUAUGUACAGAAGGCAUUGUUACCAGAAUUAUCCAAUCCUGAAGCAGCAGCCACUUUUGCAAGAAUGAUCGAGAGUUCAUUACGUUCAUGGUUUACUCAGUUCAACUUCUUCCUUCACAAUUUGGCUCAGUUGCGAUUUACUGGUGACCAUAAUGAUGGCAAUGUCCUCAGUUUUGUUCCUCGUACAUACACAAUGCAGCAGGAAGGACGUAUACUAAGCGUAGGUGUGUAUGGCUACCAGAAGAGAUACGACCCAGAGAAGUAUUACGUGUAUAUUGUGAAAGUAGAACGGGCCAAUCAACCUGAUCCUACGUACUUGUUUCGCUCAUACAAAGAGUUCUGUGAAUUUCAUCAAAAACUUUGUCUCCUCUUUCCAUUGGCUAAGUGCUACAUGUCUGUAGGAAGAUCCAACAUUAAGCAAGUUGCUGAACGGCGACGUGUGGAUAUUGAACGUUUCUUGAACACACUGUUUCUUAUGGCAGAUGAGAUUUCUCAUUCUGAUAUUGUCUAUACUUUCUUCCAUCCUCUUCUGAGGGACCAACAGGAGGCAAAUAUCAAUGCAACCAAGGUUAAAGUUUGUGGCCAGUUAAGAUUGUCUCUACAUUACCAAAGAGGGACACUAAUGGUAAUGGUACACCAUGCCCGUAGUCUCUCAACAGUAUCAGCAGGACAGGAACCAUCACCCUACGUAAAGGUGUAUCUCCUCCCUGAUCAGUCCAAGGUUACCAAGAGGAAGACAAAGGUUGUACGUAGAAACUGUCAUCCUACCUUCAUGGAGAUG
This is a messenger RNA of Cryptotermes secundus, 4961 nucleotides long. RefSeq names its product phosphatidylinositol 4-phosphate 3-kinase C2 domain-containing subunit alpha (gene Pi3K68D). NCBI's taxonomy places the organism in Eukaryota, Metazoa, Arthropoda, Insecta, Blattodea, Kalotermitidae. Gene Ontology annotation, molecular function: 1-phosphatidylinositol-4-phosphate 3-kinase activity; 1-phosphatidylinositol-3-kinase activity; phosphatidylinositol binding. The record is from RefSeq and is a predicted model, not a curated record. Gene Ontology annotation, biological process: phosphatidylinositol-mediated signaling; phosphatidylinositol-3-phosphate biosynthetic process; phosphatidylinositol 3-kinase/protein kinase B signal transduction. Gene Ontology annotation, cellular component: phosphatidylinositol 3-kinase complex; plasma membrane; cytoplasm.